This is a messenger RNA of Girardinichthys multiradiatus, 3907 nucleotides long. Its product is annotated as phospholipid transfer protein. The record is from RefSeq and is a predicted model, not a curated record. The coding region runs from base 16 to 1656 and encodes 546 amino acids. Gene Ontology annotation, biological process: phospholipid transport; ceramide transport; high-density lipoprotein particle remodeling. Gene Ontology annotation, molecular function: phosphatidic acid binding; phosphatidylethanolamine binding; phosphatidylglycerol binding. The transcript is spliced from 15 exons. Lineage: Eukaryota; Metazoa; Chordata; Actinopteri; Cyprinodontiformes; Goodeidae.
UUUUUUUCACCCAGGAUGCAAAAAGAGAAGUUUUCACAGGAGGAGGAGUCAUUCCCUGGGGAUAAAACUGCGCACAGAGAAUCAGGCGCUCAGAGUGAAGUGAGCCAACAGAGCAGAAACCAACCAGAGAAAAAGUCCAAACCAACCAGAAAACAACAGCUUGACUGGCUCCAUCUCAGGAUGACAAUCCUUCUCUUGUCCUUCCUCUUCCUCUCGUCUUUGGUGUCCAUCAUGGCGGCUGCUGAACCUGCUGGCUGUAAAAUCCGGAUCACUGACAAAGGCUUAGAGAUGUUAAAGUUUGAGACUCAGAAGUUUGUAGAAGAGGAACUCAGUAACAUUAGCAUGCCAGAGAUGAAGGGGGAAGAAGGACGUUUCCAUUACACCAUCACUGAUGUGAAGAUUACAGAACUGAAUCUGAGCCAUGCUGAUCUGCGAUUUAUCCCUGACGUUGGUUUGUUGUUCGAUGUGCAGAACUCCUCCAUCUCCCUGAGCUUCCAGCGACGCAUCCUCUACUGGUUCUUCUAUGACACCGGAAACAUCAACGCAUCGGCUGAAGGAGUGAACAUCAACACAGGUGUGAACCUGAUCAGAGAUGAUGAAGGACGACUAAAGAUCAACAACAUCAGCUGUGACGCCAAAAUCAAGAAAAUGAGGGCGGAGUUCAGCGGGACGCUGGGGAGAGUUUAUGACUUCCUGGCCCGAUUUCUGACCACAGGGAUGCGCUUCUUCCUCAACCAACAGAUCUGCCCAGCUCUGAAUCAUGCUGCUAUGGUUCACGUGAACUCCUUGUUGGAGACGAUCCCUGUGAGGACAGAGGUGGAUCAGUACAUUGGGAUUGAUUAUUCUCUGAUCAAUGAUCCUGUGGUGACGUUACGGAGCCUCGACAUGAACUUCAGGGGGAUGUUCUUUGACCUGUCCCAUCAGAACAUCCCGCUGGUAAACUAUGCUGUGGAACCGGUCAUCAGGGAGUAUGACCGGAUGGUGUAUCUAGCUCUGUCUGAGUUCUUUUUUGACAGCGGGAUGUUCUCUUACUACUCUGCUGGAAUCUUCCAAAUGCACAUCGUCAAUGAGAAGAUGCCCAAAGAUCUGGAGGUUUUGCUGCGGACAACAUAUUUUGGAGCUAUCAUGAUGUUGAAUCCAGCUCUGGUGGACGCACCACUAUCCCUGCAGUUUGCUGUCAACUCGCCCCCAAAAACCUUUAUCAAAACAUCUGGAGCAACUGUUGUCAUGACAGCCAUCGUCAAGGUGAUGGUUCUGCCUCCAGGUCAGCCUCCGGUCCAGCUCAGCAGUAUGACCAUGGAAGCUAAAUUUAAUGCAAAAGUCUCAAUGAGUGGAAAACGUCUGGCUGUCCAUGCGGAUCUACGCAGGUUUAAAAUCUUCUCCAAUCAGUCAGCCCUGGAGUCUCUGGCUCUGAUUCCUCUGCAGGCUCCUUUGAAGACCAUGUUGCAGAUGUCCGUGGUUCCUCUCAUCAACAACUGGACCAAGAGGGGAGUCCGGAUCCCGCUGGCCGAUGGGAUGGAUUUCAUCGAGGAGGUGGUGGAGUAUCACAAUGGUUUCAUCGUGAUUGGAGCCAACCUUCACUUCAGCAAAGGUCUGAGGGAAAUGAUGGCUGGGAGCAGUGACAUCGAGCCAACCACCAGUACCAGCACUGUUUAAGUAAAUGCAUAAAGAAAUGGACCAGGAAGCUAGGACAUUAUGACCACCUGUUUACUGUUUUACUCCCAAAAUACCUCUCAGCCAUCAGUGGAGGGCAUCACCAAACCCAGUGGAUAGUCAAAUGUAACCAAUGGACCUGCUGUCACCAUACUGGUUCUGUGAGUUCUCUGUGUGUGUGUGUAGGGGCUCAUUUUUAUAUGACAUAGUCAGCUCAGUUAAUCAGUGUGACAACCACCUGAAGAGGUUUAAAGAUGAACUCAACUGUUUGACUAGAUCUUUGAACCAUAGACUGCAGAAAUGUACAUAUAGGUAACCAAUCUGAGCGACUGUAACUGUCAGUGGUCAUAAUCUUCUGGAUGACGGCUAAACUUUAAAUAUCCAUAAAUGAUGUAAAUAUAGAUACAGUGAGCAAAGUGUGCUGAGGUGAUCCAACCAGAGCAGCUGAAGAUUGUUUUACAGACAGAGAUGUCCUGAAGAUAAGAAACAAGCUUUCCGAGUCACCAUGAAAACAUCACAAUACUGACAGUGUCCAGAGUGAAGCUAUUUUAUUUAUUCACAAACCAGAGCUUCUUUCUAACUCCACAUUCAACCUCCCAGCAGGAUUGAGCCUGACUGAAGGAAGGAGCUAAACUGUAGCUGUCUGAAGGCAAAGAUGGCGACUUGAGUUUGAAGCUCCGACUUGAGUCGCACUUGAGUCACAAGAUAAAAGUCUUCAGACUCAACGUAGACUCGUGCCGUAUAGACUUGAGACUGGAUUUGGACUUGACUGAACAUAUCUGGCUCCAGGUUUCUACACAGUUUUUCUCCCAAAUGAAAGCAAAAUCAAAAAAUCUGUUUAAUCCACAAAAGUAGUCAGAAGAUAGAUUAGUUGAUGUCACAGUUGAGUGUUGUUGCAGAUCACAAAGGAUCAGUUAGAGUCAAAGAGGUCAAACUCAGCAGCUGUCACAGACAGUCAGACAAAUGCAAACAACAAAAUAGCAGAGAUAGGAGAAACACACAAAGGAGCAGCAUGAGUUUGCUCUGCAUGUACAUACAUGUACAUACAUGUACAGUCACACGAUGUGUUCAAGUGGAAACACAACAUGUGUUUGUGCAUCAUCGUCUCUGAAGUGGCUCAUCAUAUCUUAGAUGAGACGUGACGUUUCCUGAUAAUCAGAUAGAUGAUGGAUACAUCCUGCCUUCUGAUUGGAUGAAGUCUCACAAGUGACCAAAAACCUGAAAGCUCUGUUGUGGAUCAGGGGCUGUCCACCUUCCAACUGUUGAUGUGCGAAUGCUCCAGGAAAUGGAGCAUUUCAACUGUUACUAAGUGGUUCAGGCAUGCGUACCUUGCCUUUUUUGAUCACUCCCAGGUAAUGCUUCUGCUUAGAAAUAUGAUCCAAGCCCAAGCUAAGGCCUAAUGUAUUAUCAGACACUACAUGUUUCUCCCAAACACUGAAUUAAUGUCACCAUAAUGGUUCCUGUGUGGUACCUAUGUAAUAUCGAUAGGUCUCCAUCAACAAAACCUCAUUGUUCAUUUUAUUUCAAAUCAAAAGUCCUAUUUUAUUUAGAUCUUCAAUUUUGGGGUCAACUAAUUUACUAAGAUCCUAUUUGAGGUCUAUGCACACAUUAUUUUAAGUAUUUUACACUAGGCAAACUAAACCUAUUACCGAAUUAGACCAAAUUCUCUCAGCUGGGCUCCUUCCAACCACAUCUACUCUUCAUUCACCUUUCAUGGAUAAACAUCCAUGUACAAAUUAAUUUAUUAAAAUCACAUUAUGAUAAAGACGUGAACUUCAAAUUUACUUUCUCCAGAGAUAUUUGUAUCAGAAAUAUAUCUGGACAGAAAAUGAUUUAAACAGCAGCACCUUCACUUUAAAGGAUUGUAAGUCUGACUUCUCAGAAGUAGAAAAAGUAAUUCAAGAUUUGUUUCAGAUGUCAGAUUUGUGUACUUUUACAGCUACUUUAUCUUGUGCUAGUUUAUUAAUUUUGCUCAGUUAAAGUUUUCUAUUUGCUCUAACAAAAGAAAUUCUCAUAGUUUUCAUUAAUAUUGACACAAACAUCAUAACAGGUUAACCUGGAUAAACUCCACCCAACUCUUCAAAAAUAACAGCCUUUAAGCUGGUAAUGAACAUUCUUUGUAUUAAGCCCACAUUUCUAUAUUAAAAUAGUUUUUUAUUGCUCUGGUGUACUAUUCUAAUCUUACAUGUCAUUUUUUCAUUGGCUGGAAGCAAAAAAUCCUCAUAAUUAACAUAAAUAAAGGCUUGAAAACAUC